Messenger RNA from Meira miltonrushii, 2962 nucleotides. RefSeq names its product Bromodomain-containing protein. Gene Ontology annotation, cellular component: chromatin; nucleus. The record is from RefSeq and is a predicted model, not a curated record. The transcript has a single exon. Bases 177 to 2750 code for a protein of 857 amino acids. Gene Ontology annotation, biological process: regulation of DNA-templated transcription; chromatin remodeling. NCBI's taxonomy places the organism in Eukaryota, Fungi, Basidiomycota, Exobasidiomycetes, Exobasidiales, Brachybasidiaceae.
CUCAUCGCCAUCCAUUCGCCAUCCACUUCCAAUUUUGUUUGUUUGUGACAAGUGGCGAUUGAUCAAAUUACGCUGUACAUUCCAUCAGAGCUGAUUAAUAUUGUUUGAAGCAAACAUUGAUUGGAUCUCUUUACAGGUCAACAAUUUGUUCAGUAAAUCUUCCCAAACGCCAAACGAUGAAUGCUGAUUCUACUCCGACACAUGAUCAAGCAGGCCAACCUCCUGCUCCCGCUUCGACUACAAAUGGAUCAGCACCACCAGUAAAUGGUCCAAUUGGCGGUCCUUUACCUCCAGCAUUCACGCCUCUAAAACCGCAUUUACCUCCACCAGAAGUUUCAGCCGUACGUGAAGAGGAACCUUCGCAUCCAGCCACUGCACAUCAAAUUCCUCAAGAUGAUCCUGCAACAGCUUCCGCUGCUCAAGCAGUCGUCACUUCAGAAAAUAUGACCAAUGGACAGGAUCGAGUGGAAGAGUCAAAACCGGUUGAUAUGCAGCCAGUCCAAGCGCAGCCAGUUGAGACGCAAUCGAUUGACUCGCAAACUACUGCAGCUCCAAGUGCACCUGGUACUCAGAAUCCAUACAACGCAAGUGAAGAAACAGCAAUUAAAGCUGAAGCACCUAUUCCUCAGAGUGAGCCUGUCGCUAAAGACGAAGAUGUGGAGAUGAAAGACGAAAAGCCAAAUGGAAUCGCACCAACAGCUCCAGAACCUGCUCCAUCCCCAUCUCCAGCACCCAUCCAAGCACAAGCAGCGCCUCAACCACCUGCACCUGUCGCAGAACAGCCAGUGUCUGCGAACACGAAUGCUGUGGAGAUGAAAGAUGAAAAGCCAAAUGGAAUCACUCCAACAGCACCUGCUCCAGCCCCAAUCUCGACCUCAGCAGCUCCACAAUCAUCGGCAACCCCAGAAACUUCUGAUUCGCGUCGAGCUUCUACCGCUGUCGUAGCAGAGGAUGGCUCACUCCCACCUUUGGCAGGACCAGAUUCGACGGAGAUGAGUGGUGCUCAAAUAAGAGCUUGCCAGAAUGCGAUCAAAGGAUUGAAGGGAAGAAAUGAUUCAGGUCUAUUCCAUGCACCCGUUGAUCCAAUUGCUGCUGGUGUUCCCCACUACUUUACCAUCAUCAAAACUCCGAUGGAUCUUGGAACGGUUGAUUAUAAAUUGGCAUUCACAGCUGCAGCCCAGAAAGGAGGCAAUAAACACACAGAAAAGACCAAGAUGGGUGUAAAGAUGGGACUAAAUCCAUUGACGGAUGUAUACAAGACAUUGGAAGAUGUUGAAAAGGAUGUCAAGCUCAUCUUUUCAAAUUGUAUCCUAUUCAACGGUCCCGAGCAUCCUCUAUCGAAAACAGCAGAAUUGCUGGAUGGCGUUUUCGAUAAACAGAUGAAGUCAAUCAUUGCUAACGUAAACGAUGACAAUGGAGCUGAAGCAAGUGCAGCAGCAUUGGCAGUAGCUCGCAGACCAUCAGAAGGAGUGGCAGCAGCAAGACCAAAGCGAGACAUCCACCCACCUCCACCCAAAGAUCUGCCGUAUGCUGAUCGACCUCAAUCGGCUAGUGGCUCUUUGGUGAAACGGAAAAAGUCAAGAGGAAAGAUGUCAUCACGCGAGAUUGCCUUUUACGAAAAGUUGGAUAAAGAUCAGCUAAAGUAUGCAGCCAAGGUGAUUGAUGAUUUCCACAAAGAGCCAGUGGCAUCACAAUGUGCCUGGGUCUUCUUUGAGAAGCCAGCGAUGAAUCUGGAUUUCGCUCAAGCCUAUUAUAACACGAUCAAGAACCCAAUUUCGCUCAAAGAGAUUCGUCAGCGAAUCACUUCGGGCGAAUACGAGGAUAUUGAUGGACCAAACAAUGAUAUGAAGCUGAUGUUCGACAAUUGCUUCACUUUCAAUGAGAAGGCAUCGGAAGUGUACGUCAUGGGUGAUAAAUUGAGAAGUCUCUGGGAGGAUAAGAUGGCCAAGAUGCCGAGACCCAAUCCGCCUGUGGUUGACGACGACGAAGAUGAAGAUGCAGAGGAUGAUGAUGAAUUUGAGGAAGAAGAUCCAGAGACACGAAUGUUUGAAAUUCGUGAAGAGAUUGCAACUUUACAGAAAGAGCUGGAACGCUUGAGCGGCAAAGCGAAGCAAGCCAAGCAAAAAGCAUCGAAGAAACGCAGACCGUCUGAAAGUGCAGGCUCAAAGAAAGCACCUGCAGCAAAGAAGGCCAAAUCGUCCGGGUCGGUAGAAGCCAAAAAGAGUACAGGAGUCAAGAAGGCCGGAGGCGGUGGCGGAAGACGUGAUGAAGAAGUACGCGAAGUCACGUACGAACAAAAGGAAGAAUUGGCAGCCAAGAUUACCCAAUUACCUGAUGAUCGUUUGGAUGGUGCAUUGAAGAUUAUUGCAGAAGAUAAGCCACCAAAUGCAAACGAUGAUGAAGAAAUCGAAUUGGACAUUGAUGAUUUAAGUCCAAGUACGCUUUAUAAGUUGUACCGAUAUGUCGUUCGACCAAAAGGCAAAAAGGUUACCACCAGCAAGUUGUCUUCUUCCGAUGGACGCAAACGUGGAACUGGAGGUGUGAAGAGAAAGAAUCUGGAUGAAGAAGAAGAAGCGGCGAGAAUUGCAAGAUUACAAGCCCAAUUGAAUCAAUUCGACAAUCCCGAUAUGAGCACUUCUUCGACUUCUGCGCCUAAGCCUGCUACCAAAGCUGCUGGACAUGAUGAUCUUGUAGCCUCUGAUAGUUCGUCAGGAGAAGAAGAUUAUGAGAGUGAAAGCGACUAUGAAUAAAUACAGUGAUAUACAUAUAUAAAAGUCAUACAAAAUUUGUACAAAAUUGGCCUCGUGCGUUUAUUGCACGUAGCAAAAAAAGUUCUGUUUCCGUAAUCUUCAAUGUGUAACCGAUACUUUUCCUUUGUUUUAAAAAAUCGUCCUUUUUUUCUUCUUGGCCAUCUUGAAAUCUGCAUGCAAUGUGAUAUUAAAGCAAAUGCAAUGCAUGGAGC